Messenger RNA from Vitis riparia (riverbank grape), 3623 nucleotides. RefSeq names its product BTB/POZ domain-containing protein At1g03010-like. Lineage: Eukaryota; Viridiplantae; Streptophyta; Magnoliopsida; Vitales; Vitaceae. The record is from RefSeq and is a predicted model, not a curated record. Gene Ontology annotation, molecular function: protein binding. The transcript has 4 exons. Bases 1490 to 3340 code for a protein of 616 amino acids.
CUUCUUCUUCUUCUUCUUCCUAGCUUGGUGAUCUGUCUUCUGCAGACUAGUUUCCAUGUGUACCCUUAUAUUCCAGUCUAGUUACUGUCAUUUAUUCUGCAUUCUACAUUAAAUUUUGGGCAUUUCAAUGCUUGAUUACAGAGAAGAAGGUGAUUGAAAGAGACUUCUUUUUCUACAGCUAUUUGGGUUGGUUUGGGGUAUGGCAGUUAACCCAAUUGGGCAUAAGAGAAAUAGAUGAUAUCCAAAAGGUUUUGUCUAGGAAUUAGUCUUGAAUGCCAGAUGACAUCCAAAUCUGAGUAUAAUCUGAUUCAUAGUUUUUUACUAAGUAAUUUGUGAAACUCUGUAUUUUGAAGUGGCAUUGGCAUAAGAAAUUUUGUAUUUUAAAAAGGCAUACCGCUAAUGGAGGAGCCGGACAGCAUGGAGAUCCAAAGGGAAUCCCACAAAACCUUUGCCUUUUUCACUUGAAAAAUGACCCUUUUCCCCUACUUUUUCCUCUAUGGUCUGUUUUCAUACCAAUCCAAACUUGGGUGGAUCCCAAUUGGAACCUUGCAGGCCGGACAGCAGUGAGUGUGGUGAAACUCAGCCAUCAAACUAUAGCCCUUUCAAUUUGGCAAAAGAACAAAUGAUAAAUCAAUUCUCUCAACAGCUAAAAUCCAAACUUCAUACACUGAUUCAUUAUCUGACUUGCAUUUCAUCAAGCUUAAUCAUUAAGCUUGUUUCUGGCUUUAAAACAUAGGGUAGAAUCUAUCAUAUCAAAUUUGUUUCCAAGGCCAAAAACAGGACUUGUAAGGUAAAUUAUGGUAAGGAGUAUGAAGGGCUUGAGUUUUCAUCAUAUAAUCUUCCUAGUAGGUGCUAAACCAUGUCAAAGGUUGUAGAGAUUAACCAAAAAAAACAGCACAAUAGCACGAAGACUUGGUCCUGAAACAUUAAAAACAGAGAGUGACAACCAAUAUGUGACCACGGCCUGAAACUCUUGAUUGGAUUGGCAAGACAGUGGCACGAGGCCGGGCUGGGCCACUGAAUGUCCUUAUUCCAACCUGCUGCUAUCAAGUUUGUGCUGCCAUUAAUAUUUCCCAAUCAAUAAUUUUUAUGUUUCUACCAGCUAGAGUCCUCAAAUAAGAACAGGGAAUUUGUAUUGUUGUCGCUUAACCAUGACAAGUCAUUGUGUACAACAAACAAACACAUCAUUCUAACCAAAAAUGAAGAAUCCUGUGUGGCUCCCAUCAUAUCAAUGCAGGUCAGUGAGCACAAAGGCUCCUGCAAUCUUUAGCUUAGCCUUUUACCAUUAGUAACUCUUGCCCUUAUCUUUUCCUCUAGUGUGAAGUCUCACUCAUUCUGUUAUUAUUGAGUCAUGGCUUUAGAAUGGGCCAAGCAUGUCAAAUCAUAUGUUUAGACAGAUUAAACUGGCCAUAGGUUUGAGAUGUUUGCUACUGCAUAUGAGUUGAAUUCGGUAUUGUACAGAAUCUUUUAAGGUAUCAAGGGUUCAAACAUGGGGAUGCAGGUGAAUAGGAGAAGUUCCUUAGUGUUAACAAACAUGCCAAUAUCUGAUGUUUCUAGUGAUCUUACUAUUGAAGUGGGAGCAUCAAGUUUUGCACUUCACAAGUUUCCUCUAGUUUCUCGGAGUGGAAGAAUUAGGAAACUAUUGCUGGAAGCAAAAGAUUCAAAGGUUUCAAGAAUAGCCAUCCCCAGUGUUCCUGGUGGACCAGAGGCAUUUGAGCUAGCUGCAAAGUUCUGUUAUGGAGUGAACAUUGAGAUCACAUUAUCAAAUGUUGCCAUGCUUCGCUGUGUAGCCCAUUUUCUGGAAAUGACAGAGGAAUUUGCAGAGAAGAAUUUGGAAACCCGAACCGAAGGAUAUCUUAAGGAAACGGUGUUUCCAAACAUAUCAAGCUCCAUAUCUGUUCUUCACCAAUGUGAAACCCUUCUGCCCAUUCCAGAAGAGGUCAACCUUGUUAGCAGGAUCAUCACUGCAAUUGCAAAUAAUGCAUGUAAAGAGCAGCUUACCUCUGGCCUAUCUAAACUUGACCAUAACUUCCCUUCAAAGCCUAUCCCAACCGUGGAGCCGGAAACACCCUCAGACUGGUGGGGAAAAUCCCUUACAGUGCUUAAUCUUGAUUUCUUUCAGCGUGUCCUAUCUGCUGUGAAAUCAAAGGGUUUGAAACAGGACCUGAUCAGCAAGAUUUUGAUAAACUACGCUCAUAAUUCUCUUCAGGGUCUUGCUGUCAGGGACCCCCAAUUGGUUAAGGGGAGUUUCUUGGACUUGGAACUGCAGAAGAAGCAAAGGGUUAUUGUGGAAGCCAUAGUCAGUUUACUACCAACCCAGUCCAGGAAGAGCUCAGUUCCAAUGGCAUUUCUUUCAAGUUUGUUGAAGACUGCAAUAUCAGCCUCUGCAUCUACUGCUUGCAGAUCAGAUUUAGAGAGGCGGAUAGGCCUGCAGCUGGACCAGGCAAUUCUUGAAGACAUCCUCAUUCCUGCAAACUCACAUGGAAACAACCACGGCCCACUCUAUGAUACAGAUUCAAUCUUGAGGAUCUUCUCCAUUUUCUUGAACUUGGAUGAGGAUGACGAUGAAGAUAAUCACCUGAGGGAUGAAAGUGAAAUGGUUUAUGAUUUUGACAGCCCUGGAUCUCCCAAACAGAGUUCGAUUCUUAAGGUAUCAAAACUACUGGACAACUAUCUUGCAGAAGUUGCUCUAGAUUCCAACCUGACUCCAUCAAAAUUCAUAGCACUAUCAGAACUACUUCCAGACCAUGCUCGAAUAGUGAACGAUGGAUUGUACAGAGCUGCGGAUAUCUUCCUCAAGGUUCACCCAAAUAUCAAAGAUUCUGAACGCUACCGCCUUUGCAAAACCAUUGACAGCCAGAAACUAUCUCAAGAGGCCUGCAGCCAUGCAGCUCAGAAUGAAAGGCUACCUGUCCAGAUGGCAGUGCAGGUUCUGUACUUUGAGCAAAUCAGGCUUCGCAACGCUAUGAACGGCGGCCAUAACCAGUUCUUCUUUGGUUCAGUCAAUGGCCAGUUCCCUCAACGGUCAAGCAGCGGAGCAGGGAGCGGCGCCAUCUCCCCAAGAGACAACUAUGCAUCAGUGAGAAGAGAGAACAGAGAGCUGAAGCUUGAAGUUGCAAGAAUGAGGAUGAGGCUAACUGACUUAGAAAAAGACCAUGUCUCUAUGAAACAAGAGCUUGUAAGAUCACAUCCUGCCAAUAAGAUAUUCAAAUCAUUCACCAAAAAGUUAUGCAAGCUGAAUACCUUAUUCAGGAUCAGAGACAUUAAGCCCAUAGGUGGCAAGGCUAAUUCAGAAACUCGGUUUUUAUUCCCAAAGAGAAGGCGUCACUCUGUAUCAUGAUUCAUGAUUCAUGACCAUGUAUGUGUUGAUAAGUAAAAAAGAGUGUAAAGCAUAGCUAGUGUGAUGGUGUCUAACGCCAGAUUGAUAGUUUUGAGAGUUGAUUGUGUUGCUGUGUGCUGAGUGACAACACUCCCUUUCACUUUUUAUGGAGAGACUUGAAGGCAGGCACUCAAUCAGAGUUGUAUUCUAAAGGUGUGUGUGAAGUAUGUGAGAAAUUUUUAGAACUUUGAAGUAGAUACACACAGCCAUUCAAGCAUAAUAUUUUUCAGCUGAUUUUUAGUCA